Messenger RNA from Elephantulus edwardii (Cape elephant shrew), 1413 nucleotides. RefSeq names its product solute carrier family 46 (folate transporter), member 1 (gene SLC46A1). Gene Ontology annotation, biological process: transmembrane transport. Bases 1 to 1413 code for a protein of 470 amino acids. The record is from RefSeq and is a predicted model, not a curated record. Gene Ontology annotation, molecular function: transmembrane transporter activity. Gene Ontology annotation, cellular component: plasma membrane. NCBI's taxonomy places the organism in Eukaryota, Metazoa, Chordata, Mammalia, Macroscelidea, Macroscelididae. The transcript is spliced from 5 exons.
AUGGAGGGGCGCGGGGGAUCUCGGCGCGAGUCCCGCGCCCGCCCUUCGGCGGCUGUGCUGUUCCGUGGCCCAGUGGAGCCUGUCAUCUUCAUAGCCAACUUCGCAUUGGUCCUGCAGGGCCCAGUCACCACACAGUACCUCUGGCACCGGUUCAGUACCGACCUUGGCUUUAAUGGCACCCGCACCAAAGAGAGCUGCAACAACCACAGCGUGGACCCUACCAUGCGGGAAGUGGAGACCCUCACCUCCCACUGGACAAUGUACAUGAACCUGGGCGGCUUCCUAGUGGGACUCUUCACGUCCACCCUGCUGGGAGCUUGGAGUGACUGUGUGGGCCGCCGUCCGCUGCUGGUGCUGGCCUCGCUCAGCCUGCUGCUCCAGGUCAUAGUCUCCAUCUUCGUGGUGCAGCUGGAUCUCCACGUUGGCUUCUUCGUGCUGGGCCGCAUCCUUUGUGCUCUCCUUGGCGACUUCAGUGGCCUCCUGGCAGCUGGCUUUGCCUCUGUGGCAGACGUCAGCACCAGCCAGAGCCGCACUUUCCGAAUGGCUGUGAUGGAAGCGUGCAUUGGGGUGGCAGGCAUGCUGGCGAGCCUUCUCGGGGGCCACUGGCUGCGCGCCCAGGGUUACGCCAACCCCUUCUGGCUGGCCUUAGCCCUGUUGAUAGUCAUGACUCUCUACUCAGCGUUCUGCUUUGGUGAGACCGUGAAGGAGCCGACACACACCAAGCUCUUCACGCUGCGUCACCACCGAUCCAUUUUCCAGCUCUAUGUGACGCCGGCCCUGGGGAAGUCCAGGAAGCAUUUAGCCCUGUACUCGCUGGCUGUCUUCACUGUAAUCACUGUGCACUUUGGGGCCCAGGACAUCAUGACCAUCUAUGAGCUGAGUGCGCCCCUCUGCUGGGACUCCAAGCUGAUUGGUUAUGGUUCUGCGGCUUACAACCUCCAGUACCUCACCAGCCUGCUCGGCCUGCGGCUUCUCCAGUGCUGCCUGGCUGACACGUGGGUAGCCGAGAUCGGCCUGGCCUUCAAUAUCCUGGGCAUGGUGGUCUUUGCAUUUGCCACCAUCACACCCCUCAUGUUCACAGGGUAUGGCUUCCUCUUCCUGUCAUUAGUUAUUACACCUGUCAUCCGGGCCAAACUCUCCAAGCUGGUGAGCAAGUCAGAGCAAGGUGCUCUCUUUUCCGCCGUGAGCUGUGUGAAUAACACGGCCAUGCUCAUGGCUUCUGGCAUCUUCAACUCGCUGUACCCAGCCACGCUGAGCUUCAUGAAGGGCUUCCCCUUCCUCCUAGGUGCUGGACUCCUCUUCAUCCCGGCCAUCUUGAUUGGGGUGUUGGAGAAGGUUCAUCCUCACGACGAGUUCCAGCAGUUUCCUGACCAUUCCGAUCUGCCCAGUCCAGAGGCUACUGGAGCCAAGUGA